AGUCGCGGUGUCCGGGCGGCGAAGCGCGGAGCGCUGGUCCGGGCCGCGGGAACCAGCGCCCGACGGAAGCGCUGCUCCGAAACCGGUUGGGGCCCCGCAUGUCGGCGCCGCCGCGCUGUCAGCGGCCGAGGACUACAACUCCCGGCAUGCCGUGAGCCUGGCGGCCGCGCCUACAAAACGCACCGACCGCCCGCUCUCCCGGGGCCCUGCUGCCCGGGCCGCGCGCCGAGACUGGCCGCGCGCCAUGGAGGACCUGCCGCCCCAGCUGCUGGGCAGCGGCAGCAAGCCGCACCUGGAGAAGCUGACUCUCGGGGUCACCCGCAUCCUCGGGAACCUUGGCUUCAGGCGCCUGCUCAGUGCUGGUGAUGGUUUACAAUGGUGCUCUGGAUGAGGGGCUUAGCGGAACCUCUUCUUAAAGACGUGACAUCAAGUGUUGUUUUCUUUUUUCUUUGAAUCUUCCCCAGGUGUGACAGAGGUGACCAUCUUAGAGAAAGCACCUGCUGAACGUCAUAUGAUUUCUUCAUGGGAACAAAAAAACAACUGCAUACUGCCUGAAGAUGUGAAGAAUUUUUACCUUAUGACCAAUGGCUUCCACAUGACAUGGAGCGUGAAGCUGGAUGAGCAUAUCAUCCCAUUGGGCAGCAUGGCAAUUAAUGGCAUCUCCAAACUGACACAACUCAACCAGUCUUCCAUGUACUCACUUCCUAAUGCGCCGACUCUGGCAGACUUGGACGAUGAUACGCAAGAAGCCAGUGAAAACCAGCCAGAGAAACCUCACUUUGAUUCACGCAGUGUGAUAUUUGAGCUGGAUCCUUGCAGUGGACAUGGGAAGGUUUGUCUUGUCUACAAAAGAGGGAAACCAGGCUUGGCACAAGACUCUGAGAUCUGGUUCCUGGACAGAGCACUGUACUGGCAUUUUCUCACAGACACCUUUACAGCCUAUUACCGUCUGCUUGUUACCCACCUAGGCCUGCCCCAGUGGCAGUAUGCCUUCACCAGCUAUGGCGUUAGCCCACAAGCUAAGCAAUGGUUCAACAUGUACAAACCCAUAACAUACAACACUAACCUGUUAAUGGAAGAGGCUGACUCCUUUGUGAACAAGCUGGAUCCCAGCAAAGUGUUUAAGAGCAAGAACAAGACCUUGGUCCCCAAGAAGAAAGGGCCUGUUCAGCCUGCCAACAGCCAGAAAGGACCCUCAGUUCCUCCCUCCACUUCCAAAUCUUCUUCUGGCUCUGGAAACACUGUCCGAAAAUGAAAAGUUCCUUCCGCGUGAGCUCCCCAGUGGAUUCCCAUGCCCAGAUGCCCUAGGCAUGACCCAGGCAUGACCCAGGCAUGACCCAUUCUCUGUGUAGAGCCAGAGACCUGUCCCCUCCAGAAUGACCAAAACCUUAGGCCUUUGGUUUCCAACUGGAGUGAGUUGUGUGCUAUAGAGUAUUUUGGAUAUUGUUUAAAUGGCUAAAUGGAUCUGCUAAGAUCUUUCCUUCCUUUCUGCCCUCACUCUCCAUCCCCCCCACCUUUCAGCAGUGAUUAUAGAGAAAUUCCCCCCAAAUAAACCACUGGUUUGGAGCCAUGACCUGGGCAUUAAAACUACUGUUGAACUGAAAAGUGAAAAAUUCAACUCCUCGAUUAUAUUAGCCAGAUUUGGAGUAUUUGUGUGGCUAAUGGACUCUCUUAUUAGGUAGCACAGAAGCUGUAAAACGAUUCCAUCUUCAUCCUGCUCUGCCCAGCACCAUUGACAGCUGUGCUGUACAGCAUUAUGUUAAAAUAUUUUCAUACUGCUUCUCCUUAGAUCAGUUGAUUUCUGUUAGAGAAUGUGGAUUUAUCUCUGAUGGGUGGUAAUGUUUCAUGAAAAUUACUGCAAAUACAGUUGUAUAUAUCUUUCAAUAUACAAAUUACAGUUCUGUUCA
Molecule: messenger RNA, 1907 nt
Organism: Erinaceus europaeus (western European hedgehog)
Lineage: Eukaryota; Metazoa; Chordata; Mammalia; Eulipotyphla; Erinaceidae
Gene: TPGS2
Product: tubulin polyglutamylase complex subunit 2
Exons: 8
Coding region: 512-1255 (247 amino acids)
Biological process (GO): protein polyglutamylation
Source: RefSeq, a predicted model, not a curated record